UCAUUCAAUAAUUUACUUUAGAUUAACAAGGCCAUGGUUGAGAUUUGAUUGGAUAUUCUCAUUAUCGCCAAAAGGUAGAGAGCAAAUGAAAAUUUUGAAGACAUUACAUGGAUUUACUGAAGAAAUUAUUGCCAAAAGAAAACUUUAUCAUGAACGCACUAAUGAUAAAUACUUGAAAAACAUUGGAAAUGAUAUAUCAGCAGAAGAAAAUGACGCAGAAAUGUUUAGAUCACAAAGAAAGCGUCUUGCAAUGUUAGAUCUUCUAAUAGCGGCAUCUCGUGAAGGUCUUAUGACUGAUUUAGAUAUUAGAGAAGAAGUCGAUACUUUUAUGUUUGAGGGUCAUGAUACUACAGCGAUGGGUCUAUGCUUCCUUUUGGCACUAUUAGCUGAGCAUAAGGAUAUUCAGGAUCGAGUCAGAGACGAAGUUAAUAUUGCUAUGCAAGAGAAUGGGGAAAAAUUUACUAUGAAAUUAUUGCAACAGCUACCAUAUUUAGACAGAUGUAUAAAGGAAACGUUGCGCCUGUAUCCCAGCGUAUUUCUUAUAUCACGCAUUUCUGGGGAAGACGUCAAAUUACAGCCAUAUGUAGUACCUGCUGGAACAAUUAUACAACUUCAUAUUUACGCCGUUCAUAGAGAUCCCAAUUUUUGGCCAAAUCCAGAGGUAUUUGAUCCAGAUAGAUUUUUGCCCGAAAAUAUUCGAAAUCGUCAUCCUUACUCGUAUUUACCAUUCAGUGCUGGACCACGUAACUGCAUUGGGCAACGAUUUGCUAUGUUGGAAAUGAAGGCGAUGAUAGCUCCUCUGGUACAAAAUUUCUAUUUGGAGCCCGUUGACUAUUUAAAGGAUCUUCGGUUGCAAGCUGAUUUCAUACUUCGUCCUGCUCAUCCACUUCGUUUAAGAUUUGUCCCUGUCUGUAGAUUUAAUGCAAACAGUUGAAUCAAAUACGGAUUUUAUGAUUGUCAUAGAAAG
Wasmannia auropunctata (little fire ant) is the source of this 967-nucleotide messenger RNA. Its product is annotated as cytochrome P450 4C1-like. The transcript is spliced from 7 exons. The record is from RefSeq and is a predicted model, not a curated record. NCBI's taxonomy places the organism in Eukaryota, Metazoa, Arthropoda, Insecta, Hymenoptera, Formicidae. Gene Ontology annotation, molecular function: monooxygenase activity; iron ion binding; heme binding. Bases 86 to 934 code for a protein of 282 amino acids.